UUUUGACAUUUCAUUUUCAUCUCAACACUGUGUUGGAUUGCUUGUUUUGUUCCUUGGAUUCUUUAUGACACCGCUGUUUUACGCAAGAGAGUUUGCCUGGGAUUGUUUUGAAGAAAAUGUCUAGUAUUUUCCAAAAUACGCUCCUGCAGUCCCGUCUGCCUUUGGUGUGUUUCAAACGAUUUCGAGGAAAGAUCAACAUCCAGCGACCCCGCGCACCGCACUACGAACGAGCGCGUGUCUUGGAAUUAGUAAAACCUGUCUAUAAAAAGAUCGAACACAGUACACCAUGUAUUGACGAGGGACGGUCAAAAUUCAGUCGAAUGGUGGAAAAUCCUUAUGAAAAAAUUAUUGCCCGCGAUGUUCGCAACUGGCUGGACCACAGCAGAAUGGUUGCUUUCGUGCAUAUUAAUUCGAUUAAGGAGGAGGAGGUAUUCAAAUUCCAAGUAGCAUUGCAUCGCUUCCAGAUGAGCUAUAAAAUUUACGGAAAAUCGAUCAUCCAGAAGGCAGUUAAUGGGACCAAAUACGAAACUAUUCUUUCGUUAUUCGAGGCGAGAACCGCGUUUAUUUUCUGCCCGGAUGAAACCAAGGCCCGACAGCUACUGAGUGUGCUUAAGAAAACUCCUCAGUUAAUUCUUUUGGCCGGUAUCGUUGAAGGAGAGUUUCUCAGUAAAACCGAGUUUAUGAAUUUUGCAUCGUUACCGGAUUUGACUACUGCUCGGGCACAGCUGGCAGCUGUUUUGGAUAGUGCUGGAGGCAAGAUCGUCAGUGAUUUAGAAUGUCACCAAAAGCAACUGGUGAAUAUUCUCGAGUCUUACGUACGACAAGAAAGCAGCGAACCGGAGGGAAAUGUAACGGAUAGUAGUAAGCCAUAAAUAUGUUUGCUUUGUAAAAUAUAGAUGUCUAGUUCAAA
Topomyia yanbarensis is the source of this 910-nucleotide messenger RNA. RefSeq names its product large ribosomal subunit protein uL10m (gene mRpL10). Gene Ontology annotation, biological process: translation. Gene Ontology annotation, molecular function: structural constituent of ribosome. The record is from RefSeq and is a predicted model, not a curated record. Lineage: Eukaryota; Metazoa; Arthropoda; Insecta; Diptera; Culicidae. The transcript is spliced from 2 exons. Gene Ontology annotation, cellular component: mitochondrial large ribosomal subunit. Bases 117 to 872 code for a protein of 251 amino acids.